This is a messenger RNA of Frieseomelitta varia, 2203 nucleotides long. RefSeq names its product optomotor-blind protein-like. The transcript has 4 exons. The record is from RefSeq and is a predicted model, not a curated record. Gene Ontology annotation, cellular component: nucleus. The coding region runs from base 87 to 1166 and encodes 359 amino acids. NCBI's taxonomy places the organism in Eukaryota, Metazoa, Arthropoda, Insecta, Hymenoptera, Apidae. Gene Ontology annotation, biological process: cell fate specification; positive regulation of DNA-templated transcription; regulation of transcription by RNA polymerase II. Gene Ontology annotation, molecular function: DNA-binding transcription factor activity, RNA polymerase II-specific; RNA polymerase II cis-regulatory region sequence-specific DNA binding.
AAAAGAAGAAGAAAAAAGACGAGUCAAAAGGAACAACGUUCCGCGAACGAUCUUGAAGAAACAGCGUUCAAGCAGGGUGAAAGUGUAUGGGUGGAAGAGGGGUUUCCUGGUGGCUUGCCUUGAGAUCAGAGACGAUAUUGAACUCGAUGCACAAGUACCAGCCGAGGUUUCACCUGGUGCGGGCCAACGACAUCUUGAAGCUUCCCUAUUCCACGUUCAGGAGUUACGUUUUCAAGGAGACGGAAUUUAUCGCGGUGACCGCCUAUCAGAACGAGAAGAUCACCCAGCUGAAGAUCGACAACAACCCGUUCGCGAAAGGAUUUCGGGACACGGGGGCGGGGAAGCGCGAGAAAAAAAGGCAGGCGCUAUUGACAGUGUCAGGAGGCGGUUCUCGUCUAACAGCAAGUGGUCCAGCAUCCCCUGAGAAGCGUCGUUCGUCCAACUCGGUCAACGACCUCCUGGACGACGAAGACAAGCUCCUGGACGUCGUAGGGCCCGAUACACCCCAUCCGGCGCAUCAUCAGCGCGAGCGUGAACACUCCCGCGAAAGGGACGACCGAACGAGCGAAAGAGGGGAGGGGAGCGAAUCAUCUGGCUCAGAGAGUGGCGGUGCACCAGGUCCAACGGGUUCAGAGGGGCCUCGACCGGACGUGUCAGUCGGUCCACCGCUUCAUCCGCCCCUGCUACCGUACCUCUAUCCACCGGUACCUGGUCUCUAUCCAGGCCCAGGGCCACUGAUACCACCCAGUCCCUUGGGAAUCCACGGUGGAGUCACACCAGGCAUGCUGUUCAACGCGCAACUGGCUCUGGCCGCGUCUCAGCAUCCAGCCCUCUUCGCGCACUAUCCUCACCCACUUGCCAGUCCUCUUCACCAACUGAAGGGCCAUCGAUUCGCGCCGUACACCUUGCCAGCACCGUCGCACGGCUCUGCCUUCGAGACGGUCACCCCUGGUAGCAGAACACUGAGCCCAAGAUCCCCACCGCCGAGGCCUCCGACCGGCUCGCCAACGCCCACGACUGGUCUGACAUCUGGCAGCAGUUCAGCGGGCGAACUCAAGUCCAUAGAGAACAUGGUGAACGGCCUGCAGGAGAAGAGGAGGCGCAGCCCUAGUCUAACGCCCGGUGGACACAGAGGGGACGCGGAUGCUGGCGGAGGGAGUCCGUGACAGGAGAACGAGCCCGUGACCAGCACGAACGACGACCCCGACGACGAGCAGCUGGCCGAAACCUGUGAGCCUGAAGAGCUGUCCGGCGACGAGAGGGAACCGGAUUCAACCUCCGAGCCGUCGUAGCAGGGGAGAGGGCGGUCGUCGGUCUCUGACAUCCUCCGUGCCCCGAUCCGGGAUGGUCCACGGCGAACCGAGCCCCGGGCGCCUGGACGAGGAACGCUCGACAUAACGAAGUGCAAUUUUAGCCUGAGGACUGGCCGCGUGUUCGCCGGGCUCGAUCUUCCGGGACACGGCGCCGUUUCCCUGCGAGUGUGUACAUAAAAUGGCCGGGAUGAAUCGCGCGUGUAGACGCUGCUCCCAGGACUCUGCGACCGUUUUGCUGGUGUACAUUUUUGUUUACGGGGCACGGGAAGGGUGGGACGAGCGCGGGACUGGACGGGACUGAGACCUUGCUACGUGAACGUGAAAAUUGUUUUUCUUUCUUUUUUUUUUUUGUUUUUUUAACGUACGAUCGCAAGAGGAACUCUUCGAACCACUUGGAGUGUGAAAAGACACAUUUCGGGGACAGUUAUCUGAGUGAUUGGCAAAGUCUUGAGAAGGGGGAGGGAAUGGGAGUCUUCUUCUGGUUUUUAAGGUCUUGGAAGGCUUGGAAACGAGUUCCAGUAACGUCACCAGUUGUCACGAUUCCAUUAGUAUUGAAUCAUUGAUCCGGACACUGAGUUCGCACGAAAGUUUGCUCGAAGUACAAAAUGUUCCCAAGUUCCAAGCUUUCAAUGAUCGUCAAUAUUACAAUGAUUAAUAAUGGGGGGGGGGGGGGGGGGGGAUUUGAAGAGAAAUCACGCUCGAAGUGUUUCGGAAAGUAACUGUAGUACAGUCGUGAAGGUGAUUAACGAGGAUGGAAAGCUAAGAGAGCAUUGUGCCCACGUGCAUUUUAGAUGUAAUCGAGAAGGAGACAUUGCAAUACGAAAGCACCUCCUACUAAUUGCAGAGCCCCUGUACAUAUGUACCCUAGUGAUAUUAUAUAUAAAUACCUA